Haliotis rufescens (red abalone) is the source of this 1716-nucleotide messenger RNA. Its product is annotated as polypeptide N-acetylgalactosaminyltransferase 5-like. Gene Ontology annotation, cellular component: Golgi apparatus. Lineage: Eukaryota; Metazoa; Mollusca; Gastropoda; Lepetellida; Haliotidae. The coding region runs from base 1 to 1716 and encodes 571 amino acids. The record is from RefSeq and is a predicted model, not a curated record. The transcript has 11 exons.
AUGAAGAUACGGAAAUUUGACAUGUCGCUGCUGCGCUUCCCCCGGCCACGUCGACUGGUGAGACCAAUGAUGUUCGUGUGUGGUCUGUGUUUCGGGAUUAUCUACUUGACGGCGUCCCCGGUCACAAGGCCUCACGGGGUGGGUGUUGGCGGUCUGCAUCAACCCUUAAAGAACACGGGAAAGUGGUCUAAUGAUCCAGAUGACGUCAUGUAUCCUCCAUUUGUUGCUGAAAGUCCCCCUUAUGGAAGAGGUGAGUAUGGGCGCCCAGUGAUUGUCUUACCAAGCCACCUUUCUGCUGAAGCGAAGCAGACGUUUGAUGAGGGCUUCAAGAAAAACAGCUUCAACCAGUUUGUAAGUGACAUCGUUUCCGUGACCCGCCGACUUCCGGAUCCAGGUCCACCACAAUGUCGGUCAUUGAGUCAUCAGAGCAGGCAUAGGGCGAGUGUCAUCAUGUGUUUCCACAACGAGGCAUGGUCUACCCUAUUGCGCUCUGUGCACAGUAUCAUCAACCGCUCGCCACCACACCUCCUCCAGGAGAUUAUCCUCGUUGACGACGCCUCCGACCUAGACCAUCUUGGCGCAGCCCUGGAGAAGUACAUGUCUGGGCUGAGCAUAGUGAAGAUACUGCGGACAGGUCAGCGUGAGGGGCUGACAAGAGCAAGGCUAUUUGGCUACAAACACGCCACCGCCUCCGUCCUCGUCUUCCUCGACUCACACAUCGAGUGUUUCCCAGGUUGGCUCGAACCCCUGCUGGACCGGAUUGCUGAGAACCCUCAUGCCGUCCCAUAUCCAACAAUAGAGUCUAUCAAGCCGGACACGUUGUCUGUCAAACCCCAUGUUCCCCUCAGCGUUGGGACAUUCUCCUGGACAAAUCUCAUCUUCAGAUGGAUAGGCAUCCAUGAACUGCACAGCAAACCCGCCCGUCCCCAAACUGCACCCAUCAAAUCCGCCACAAUGCCUGGUGGGUUGUUCGCGAUAUCCCGGGCCUAUUUCACUCUGCUGGGAGCCUACGACCCAGGGCUUGACUAUUGGGGAGGGGAGAACAUCGAACUGUCUUUCAAGGUGUGGAUGUGUAACGGCAGCGUGGAGCUGCUGCCCUGCUCACAUGUCGGUCACAUCUUCCACCACAACAACCCCAUCCACUGGCCCACCCCCGGCAGUGUAAGGAGGAACGCUGCUCGCGUAGCCGAGGUGUGGAUGGAUGACUACAAGAAGUUCUUCUAUCAGACUACUGGAUCUGACAAGGUUGUUGUUGGAGAUAUCUCGGAAAGACAAGAAUUGCGGCGGAGCCUAAACUGCCAUAACUUUGAGUGGUACUUGAAGAACGUGCUCCCGGAACUACCAGUGCCCACAGACUGUCUGACUGUAGGAGAGAUUCGGAACGCUGCCUACAAUAACUGUAUAGACUCGAUGGGGCGGCACUCCCUGCUGCCGUAUAUGUACACAUGCGGGGGCAAGGGUUACAAUCAGGUAAUCUGUAACAAUCCUGUCCCUGUGACAUCUUGCAUUGUCAUCCUGGAAGAUGAAACGGCGGCCAUGACGACGUGCAAACGGCACAACAUGGGCUGCCAGGAUGUUGUCCCGGUAGUACUGGCCUGUGACACGUCCGGCAACAACAUGGGAGACGUCCCAGGUGUGGACGCUCACAGCACGUCCUUCAUAGCCGACACCAUUGACAGCAUUAAGUUGGCAGGGCAGAGGUCAAUCCAAACAUAG